CGACCAUUUCCGCAGAGUAGGCAGCUGACUCCUGUCUUUUGGCCGUCGCUGGAGCCGCUUGAGCGGCACGUGCCUCGUUGUGUAUCCCGAGGCUCAUUCACACCCGCCCGAUCUCAAGCACAGGGUGCGCACGACCAUUCGGCAAGACGUACACGCCAUGAGCCUGCUGCUGGCCCCGUACAACAAUGCCAUGCGCAUUGGACAAGGUUUCAACUCGUUCACCCAGCAGAUCUGCAUCGACUCGGCCGUGGUGACGAGCCCGAAGCGGCCAGAGAACUUUGUGACCAACGACGGCGUGACGAUGCGCACGAUGGCCCUCGAUGCCGGCGGGCCCAGCCUCUGGACGGCGUCGGACGAGGUGCUGGUGGACGAGGCACGGAUCGACGAGGCGCGGCGGGUGCGCGACCAGAUGGCACAAAAGCCGAGCAAGGGCACGGCACAGCGCAUCGUCGACGAGCCGGGCAUGGAGCACUUUGACCCGGAGCAGAGGAUUGCACGGCAGGAGCUCAUCCGCGCACGGGCAAGGAGGCAGCAGAGCGAGAGCGACGACAUCGACACGGUCACCGCGCCGAGCCCACCGCCGUACGCGGUGCACGACGCCGUCACCGACCGGGCGGGCGAGAUGCGCCGCUCGUGGCAGGUGGACCACGUCGGCGGGCCCAGCCAGACAGUCACCUUUACCAGCCGGUUCGUCGACAGCCUGAGCCAGGUGACCAAGGACAUGGGCAUCUCCGCCAGCCUCUCGAUCAAGGCCGGCACCGUGGCGGGCUCGGGCCGGGGCGCGUUCAUCGACUCGGACCGGUUUGCGGACUCGGACCUCAACUACUUUAUCAGCGUCAAGGUGUGCAACAUGUCGAUCAACCACCGCGACGCACUCGAGUUCAACCCGCUGCCGGCGAGUGCGCGCGUGGCCGAGGCCAACUUUGCGGCCGUGUACGGCGACUGUUUUAUAUCCGGCUUCCUCGAGGGCGGCGAGUUCAACGCACUCGUCUCGAUGAAGGUCCUCGACACGGCCCGGCUGACGGACAUCGAGGCGGCGGCCAGCGUCGCGUUCAGCAGCGGCAUGAUCGACGUCAAGGCCGAGGCGUCGUUUGAGAUGGCCAAGUCGAACCUCAAGCUCAACACCGAGACAGCCAUCUCGGCCUCCUGGACCGGCGGGGGCAACAUCAAGCACCCGGGCGAGCGCUGGACGAUUGAGUCGCUCGCGCGUGCCGCCAGCCGGUUCCCGCAGAACGUGGCCCAGUGCCCGCAGCGCACCCACGCCAUCCUGACAAAGUACGACCGGCUGCGGAGCUACAUGGCGCUCAAGCCGGCCGGCCUGUCGAAGCUGGCGUACGAGAACGUGGUCCUGUAUGCCGACGAGCUGGCUGAGGCGUUUGCCGACUACAAGGCGAUGCUCGCCAAGAUCCAGCAGGACAUGCGCGACAUCCAGCAGGGCGCCAAGCGCUUCCGGCGGCGGUUCGACCCUGCUGCUGCUGCUGCUGCUGCUGCUGCUGUAGAUGCCGCCGUCGAUGCUGCUGACGCACCCGCUUUUGAGGCAUCCAUCGACGGGCUGGAGCAGGCCUGCGCCGAGAUCCGGCCGCAGCUGGGCGCCAUCGUCGACCGCAUCGACCUGCUGGCUGCGUUUCCCGACGUGCUCACUAAUCCUGAAAGGGAAGACCCGGGCGAGCACUUCAUGAGCCCUGUCCGCUUCUGGCAGCGAUUGCCGGCCGUCGAGGAUCCGCGGACGGGCAGGCUGUCGACGAUGCCGCUCAAGGGCAAGCGCAUCGGCGCGGGCCCGAGCGAGAAGGACGCCGGCAAGGAUGCAAAGCCACCAGGGGCGCCAUCGUCUUCGUCGUCGUCGUCGUCGUCUGACGUCGGCGUGCUGUGCGAGGAGGAGCCGAGUGGGCUUGCGCUCACGCCGGCCGAGGUGGAUGCGAUGACUCGAGCCAUCGGCGCAGGGGUGGGCAGCACCGCCGACGACGGCAAGGCGCCCGAGGUGCGACUGAGCCGGCCCGCAGGCGCCAAGGACGACGGCCAGCCGUUCUUUGGGCUCGACUACGCGCACCGCCACUUGCAGAUCACGUCCAUCGAGGCGUGCAUCGCGCGGGGAUCGCUGGCAAGCCUCUCGAUUGGCUACGCCAACGGCAUGUGCUGGCACAAGGGGCUCGUCUCGCGCAGCGACAGAGGCCCAACAGCGGCUGGAGGAGGGGGAGGAAAUACCGCAGGCAACGAGCGAGGCGCGGCUGCCACGGAACAGACGGCUGAAUGCACCCGCCACGCGCUCGACGACUUUGGCCAGGGCGAGACGAUCGUCGCAGCCGAGAUCGAGACGGGCCAGCCGGCAGCGAGGGACGGCGAGCGGCAACGGGAGCCGACCGUCACGGCGCUGAGGCUCAAGACGAGCACGGGCAGGCUGAUGGAGGCCCAGGCGCGCAUACAGACCAGGUACGGCCACCGCGCACGGUACCUCGACGGAUGGCUGUACACCUCGUUGGAGACGCACGCUUUUCCCUCGCCACUCGACGACGGCUCCCUCGUGGGCUUCUACGGCCUGGCCAGAUGCGCUGACGAGGAGAAGAAGAUCGAGGUUGAGGUGGAGGCAAAGGGCACAGGGCCAUCACAGCCGAUGCAGGAGGAAGUCGUCCGGCGCAUCGCAGGCAUUCAUCGGCUCGGCAUCGUCUGGGCAACGCAGGGAAGCAGCCAGCACGCACAGUACGGCAUCACCAGGACCGAGCAGCUGACGGCGACGUCGACUGGCCGGCCCGCUGCGCUGGUGAGCCCACUGGUGGAAAAGGGCCUGCUCGACACCGAGCGGGCCCUGCUGGCGACAUCGAAGGCCAGGGAGCGAUACCGGGGCAUCUCGGUGGACCAGCCGCUGCUCUCUGUGCAAUCGCUCCUUGAUACACCCGAGCAGUGCGAGCACUUCAACGACUGCGACCUGGCCGACCUGCUCAGGCCCGAGGCGAGAUGGCCCACCAGCGUGUCCUUUCUGUUCUCGGUCCCAGACACCGACCGACAGGGACACCGGCGGCUGGGCGCGAUCAGGACAUCGUACGGCCGCCUGCAGAGCGUGCACGGUGUCUCGAUGGGCACAACGAACGAGAAUCUGCUGCAAGUUGACCUCGAGCCCGGCGAGAGGAUCGUCGAGCUGGGCGUCCAGCGGCCGCGGGAUGGGGAUUCUCCAAACGGCCUGGCUGUGGUCACCAACAGGGGCCGGACGCUCUCUCUCAACGGCGACAAGACGGCCAACAGCCGCGACGAGCCGCUCAGAAAGGCAGUGUAUCUCAAAGCGCCGUCAGGAAAGCAUCUCAAGGGCUUCUUUAGCCUGGAAGUAGCAGGCAGGCUGGCCAGGGUGCGCCCGAUCUGGGCGUAGAGCAUUGUAGUAAAGAAGAUCAAUUGGCUAUUGCGAUGAUUGUAGCUAUGAACACUGUCAAUGGGGAAUCGC
This is a messenger RNA of Acaromyces ingoldii, 3427 nucleotides long. RefSeq lists its product as hypothetical. The record is from RefSeq and is a predicted model, not a curated record. Bases 158 to 3355 code for a protein of 1065 amino acids. Lineage: Eukaryota; Fungi; Basidiomycota; Exobasidiomycetes; Exobasidiales; Cryptobasidiaceae. The transcript has 4 exons.